Haliotis rufescens (red abalone) is the source of this 7293-nucleotide messenger RNA. RefSeq lists its product as uncharacterized. The record is from RefSeq and is a predicted model, not a curated record. Gene Ontology annotation, molecular function: protein binding. The transcript has 16 exons. Lineage: Eukaryota; Metazoa; Mollusca; Gastropoda; Lepetellida; Haliotidae. The coding region runs from base 1377 to 6125 and encodes 1582 amino acids.
AGUCAAUACAACAAGGAAAUACAUAAACACAAGCCUCGCUGUGGUUGUUGUAUGCACUGAACACCUACACUGUCGAUCGGGUGAUCUACUCCUACAUAAUCACUCCCGCUAAAAGGACACGCAUCAAUGAAACGGGUCAUACCGACCUCCUGUAUAUUUCCCAUCUGUGACUGGCCUAAACAGUGAAAUGAACUGUGAACAUGGUCGAAACUCCAAAAUAUGUCACAAUUCGAGGGUCAUACUUGUCAUGGAUGUGAAAGUGUUCGAGCGUCAUUACCGGAGUCGGAUGUAUAUAUAGAUGAAGGACUGACAUACCCAAUACCUUUCUGCAUACAUUUUGAUGUGACUUUAGUGAACCCCCCUGCCACCAAACAGUUGCAACCUACACCAAAGGAACGUCGUCAACAACGCCGCACUGCUACCGAUAACCUUGCAGUCCUCGUGUCUGCUGUUGGAAACUCCGGGGGAGGUGCUGUGUUGGUUCACAUUGGCGGGGUGUCCACGAAAGAUAAAUACCAUGGCUUCUUUGAUGAAAUGGUUGACGAAAAACUACAUGGGCUUAUUGAAAAUGGCACCUUGUUUUCAAAUGCAUACAAAAAGAUUUGGCUUGAAAGCCUUGAUAGCACUUAUUGGGGAUAUUUGUUGUUAGUUGUAGCGCAAGGCCAGCCCUUUGUCACUGCAAAUCUUAAUACGGCAAUCACCCUUGACGACAGAAUACUACAAGCCACAGGAACAGUUGUAAGGACUAUUUUACAGAAUAAAAACGAAUUUGCCAGUAGACUAAACUUAAGUCGCCCCAAACCUGACAACGAAACGUUUAAUAUCCAGACAAAGCGGUUCCAACCAAACAUCCCAUUGCCUGAAACAUCGGCCCUCACUGAUUACAUAUGGCACACUUUACGCCUUAGAGAAUAUCUGAGUGCCUUUGCCAAAUGCAGUGACGGAGGAUCAUUUUAUGUGGGAAUUGAGGAACAAGAAACCGAGAGUGACGGUUAUAAAACGAAGGUCUUGUCUGAAAAGGGCAUUGACACUUCGUUCCUAGCAACCCCGCAACAAAUAGAUAUCUGCAAGGACCAACUGAAACGUCGGUGUGUGGACGAAAUGCUCUUCUGUACAUAUGAAGGACACUUUGAACGCCCGAAAGAAACAUCCUUUCACAUAAGUUUUCGUGACCUGGGAAAUUCAAGGUACAUCUUGGAAGUUGCAGUGUGUUUCUUGCCGGGCAUCCUGUUUUAUGACCCCAAGGGACCAGGAGCUUAUUACUGGGACCUCCAAAGCAAUACACCCAAAAGGAUUACCGAAGAAGAGUGGUACCGAAGGAUUCUGGGGAAUUAAUCGCCUGUGCCAUCUCAAUAUCGUUUACUUCAAGCGAAACUAUGGACAAAGACGAUACCAGCCGACGAGAAGGGAUCCGUAGAGUUCAGUUAUCAGACUGCACUACCUAUGGUAAUCUGGUGGAAUUGGGCAUGCCGACCUCAUACCCUUUUACAUCCUCUGUCAAAGAACCAAAGGAUGCGAAGAAUCAAAUUGUAAACUAUGUUCUCAUGAACGAUGGGCAGGAGUUUCCAUUUAGGACAUUUCCACGGACAAUACCUCAAUACCUAAAAGAGACAGAAGCAUCCCUUCUGAGACGAAUAGCUGCACUGCCAAAUAUUGGUCAGAACGGUUUGGUGUAUAUUGGGCGAUCACUGAAAGUCUCCUUUGGAUUAAACACAAACAAAGCUAUCACAGAGGAUGCUGUACUCGAUGUUUGUAUGCUUGUCCCAGGACAGACUGGACUGGUGCUGACGCUCAGCAAAAGUAUCCUGAUAUCAAAGGAUACCAAAGCUUACAACUUGUUUCUCACCAAAGAAUUAAUCACAACAAUGAAGGGAUUCACAGAUGAACAUUUCACUCUAUUGUCUGGUGUCAUCAGUGAAUCUGACUUAGAGUCAGAAGAACUCUUUCAAAAUGCUAUACGGUGCAUAGAGGAGAAGGGCUCGAAGUUCGCAAUCCCAGAGUCUCUGAGCAUGGGAGAUAAAAAGUGCAGACAUUUGACUGAAGCGCUCAUAGCAUCUGCAGCAACCAGGACUGCUCAUGUCAAGAGUUCAAAUGCAAACGAUGGUUUGUCACUCCUUUGUAAAGAACAUUUUUGUGUCAUUUCAGAGAACAUUGAUCACAGCCGGGUUUUAGUUAUUGGCAGAAGUGAACAUUCUAUGCUAGAUAUUACAAGGGAGAUAAUCAAUAGAUUGACAACUUUGGGGAAAACUCUUGUAGUAACAACCAAGAGGCACAUGGCCCAGAUUCAAAGUUGGAAGGUGUGUUCUAAAGUGUCAGAGGUCUCAGAGUUUCACAAACAACCACAAGAAGACUUUGUGAAUAUUGUAGCAUUGGAUAUUGAAGAAGAGAUGAUGACUGACAUCAUACAUCAGCGUCAUAUUUCUAAUGCCUGGUUUUUCAACCAUGACAAUUCGACGCAAAGACAUCAUCCCAGUAGGGAAGUGGUGGAAGUUACAGAACAAGUGUUAUGUGGCAGUGAUCACAAUCUCCGAAACAACAAACUGGCUCCUUCACUGAAUACAAAAUCAGAUGAAGAUGAUUUAUUGAAGAACGUGGAUGCAUCUUCACUGUAUGAAAAGAAAAAUGAGAUCUUCCAUGGCCCACUGGAUACAUUGUAUACAGAGUCAGAUUUGUUAUCAAGCAAACACAGGAUACCAAUCGAGCCGAACGAUUGGAUACUUGAAAGACCGAGAUACACAGUGGCCAAUUGUGACGGGGUGGGAAGAUCAUAUAUUGGAGACAACCUACCAUCCGGUAAGCAAGAUCCCAGUCGCAAUGACGAGCCAUCAGAUGCCAAUAUCAGUCGACAAUUACAAGAGAGAACCGGAAAGGAGAUGAUAGGUCUCGAGGAAUUGUUUAAGGACACAGAGGUCGUUCAGAAACUAUCAACUUGCCUAGCUGAGAAUCCAAUUGUCAUGCUCACGGGGCCGGCCGGCGAGGGCAAAACAACCAUAGGGUAUCAAGUCCUGAACAGGAUGUGUAGCGAUGGGUUUACGCCAUUCAUAUGUAAAGUACCUAACGAAAUAUUACAAAUACGCUUGAGACAGAAAGUUGUUAUCAUGAUUGAUGAUGUUUUUGGUCACCACAAUUUUGACAGGCAAAUAGCAAAGGAAUGGGCUUCUGCUCUCCACCAAUUAGACACCAGCUCAACCGAUAUAAGAAUACUACUGCUCAGCAGGGAUUAUAUUUUGAAAGAAUCAAGGGGAGACACACGUGAAAGAACUGUACAGCUGAUAAGCAGAUUUACUGUUUUCAAGUUGUAUGAUGAUCAUGCAGAACGAAAACUGAGGAAAUCCGAAUUUGCAAAACAUUUUCUACAGAGAAGUGUGGACAUUAGCACAGCGUGUGCCAUUGUCCCGCAGCUUGGAUAUCCAUGGAUAUUCAAAAUGCUUGACACCCUAGAGAAUGCUAACACCUUCUCUAUGAAAUUCUUCUUACCACUGAUGCAAUCGCUGACAAGAGACGAGGUGAAGAAAAGUCUUUUCUAUUUGAUGUUGUCUGAAGGUGGCCGCUUAGAUGUUGUAAAACUAAAAUCAAAUUCUAAGUUACAGAGAAAGGAAUAUGAAGAUAUUUUGGCAGACGUGGACUUACAAACGCCACUGAGGACAGUUGCAAGGUGCCUGGACAACCUGUCAGAAACCAUAAUAGAAGUAAAUGGUAACUUUGCCACUUUUUGUCACCGACAUGUGUAUGACAGCACAGCAUUGGCCAUUGGACAGGAAGAUCCUGAGUUCAUUGUGCAUCAUGGAGAUGAUAGCUUUCUCAAAGAACAUAUUACCAUGGAAGCUAAUUCGCAAUCUGACAUGGAUAUUUCUGUGCCAGACUUUUUACUGGAUGUUGUUCUGCAAAGAUUAACUAACUUGGCAAAAAGUGAUCUUCUUGGUGCAUUGAAGAGCAGGCUGCUGAGAAAAACGGAACUCAUGCAGAGAAUGAUGCCUGUGUUUGUUGAUAAAACGUUCCUGCUCGGGAGAGAUCCACCAUCUAUGAAAAUGAACGUUUAUCUGAUAUCACACGGUGGAUCCAACGUCAUUCUUUAUAACGUUCUGUCAACCACAGAACUGUCGAGUGAGUUGUUAAUAAAUGCUAUGUAUGGUUGCUGUGAGUUUGGGAAUAUACAAGGAUUACAAGGCAUAUUAGCCAAAUGGGCAGAAAUACUAAUUGUGGAUUGUAGUCAGUUUGGGGAAACACCUUUGCAUGUGUGUUGUCGGUUUGGGCACACCGGCAUCGUAGAACUGCUCUUGCGUAAUUCUGCAGAUUCAAAUGUAUUUGAUAAUGAAUCCAACACUGCACUGCAUAUUUCCGCAGAAGCUGGACACGCACCAUGUGUUCAGGUAUUGUUAGAUGAUGGUGCAGAUGUAAAUUGUCAAAAUGAAAAUGGCAAAACUGCACUUCAUUUGGCAAUUGAAAAUGGACAUCUGGAAAUAGUUGAUAUACUUCUUCCAUGCUGCAGUGAUGAGAUAGAGGACAAACAAGGGAAAACUCAGUUUCUUUUGGCAUGUGCUACAGGCAACUGUGAUAUAAUUAAACACAUUUUGAGAACCAACUGUGACGUCAGAGAAGUAGACAAUGAUGGAAACUCAGCCCUACAUUUAGCUGUGGAGAGCAACAACAGUGAUUCUGUGGAAUAUUUAAUCAAUAAGGUCUUAGGAACAGAUGGGUUCUUAAUUGACCAAUCAAACAAAAGCGGCUUCACUCCUCUACACUUAACAGCUAAAACGAAGAGCUAUGAAAUAUUUGACAUACUCAGGAGGAAUGGGGCUGAUGUGAAAAUGUGUCUACAGAAUGGCCAACAAUUUAUCCACUUGGCAGCCUUAUCUGGAAAUAAAGAAUUCCUGGAAAAAACAUUAAGGUACAUGCCCAAUAGAAAAGUACAAGAUUUCGAAGAGAAAUCUCCUCUGCAUCUUGCAAUAGAGAAGGGACAUACUGGCAUUGCUGGGCUUCUGCUAAAAUAUUACACAGCACAAGAAGCUAUUAAUGAAAGAGAUCAUAGAGGAUUGAGACUGUUUGAAGUUGGUUGCAUGAACGGACACCUGGGUAUCGUUAACCUCUUUAUUGAAAAGUGUGACUAUCACAGCUGUGCCAAAACAUGUUCAACGAAUCCACUCAUCACAGCACUUGAACGUGGACGUGUUGAUUUGGCUAUGACUCUCAUUGACAAGGAAAAUGAAGUCAAGAGUGGGACGACUGAAUGCUCCCCGCUCCCACUUGCUCUACGCUUAGCAGCAAAAGGGGGAUACGCAUGUGUAGUCAAGGCACUGCUGACAGCAGGGGUAUCUGAUACGAGAAUGCAUAGGUCCAAUAAAGCAUCUGAAUUGAGGAAAGGUAACGUACAGAAUCAGCCAUAUGAUCCACCACACAGUCUACAAUUGUCUGUUUCCGCGGAAAAUGAGAAACUUCACCUUGAUGAUGAGACUAACGUUAAAACAUUUCCCACGGUGAUGCCACAGACAUGGAACAAUGGUAAAAUUAUUGCAGUGUCGGACUCUGCACUGAGUCCAGAUCCUACAGUACAAGUCAACUCAACAGACCCCGAUAGCAGCACACAAAUAAAUUCAUGGUCAACAGAGGCGGUACAACAAAAGUACCAUGCACUACCUCAAUAUAUGCAACAGAUACCCUCAGAACCAACAGGAAAGGUACAACCGAGAUCCACAAGAUAUAGAGAAGAUGCAGGACUCACGAGUGCAAGAUCACCUGGAGGAGAAUCACAUAACUACUUAGAUGCGUCCAUAAACAUAUGGCAAAAUUACAUUACAAAGGACACAUGCACGUCAGAGUAUGACAGCGAAUGUAUCAGUGCCCUUCACCUGGCUGCACUGUAUGGCCAUACGGAGGUUGUGGAGGUACUACUUGCUGACCGUAGUGAUGUCAACCUGCGUACUCUUAAGAACAGAACAGCUUUGCAUCUUGCGGUUCUCGGCUCACAUGACACUGUGGUGGAGAGACUGAUGUUCGCUGGCAGUUGUGGGGACAUUCAAAAAGACGAUUUUCUCAGAAAGAUAACAAUAGACAAACCACAGAUAACCCGGCAACUAAACAAUUUUCACUUUAAAGAUAUGGGCAAAUCUGCGCAAAAGAUGCCAUAGUGAUGAGCCGACAUGAUGUUUCGCUGAAGUUAUAACAUUUUCCAGUGCAGUGCCGUUCUUAAACAUGAAGCUUCCCUGAUGAAUAUUUCAAAUCAUUAUUUUGGUCUUACCUCAUCUGAACCAAAGGUCCAGAUGACCUCUGGAAUAUACAGACAAAUGCUAUCACAUGUGCAUACCUGCUCUUAACAAUGGUAAUAACUUUCUGGUCAAUAUUCCAGCUAUUGGUUGAUACCUGUGUAUUCCCUGUGUUCCCAAGGCAUCAAUACACUGCCUGUCUAUGUCAGUGUGUAUCUUCAUCAUAAUUCUAUGUUACAUGUUUGAUGUGAUUUAUGUGACAAUGUGUUCGUACAUAUUUCAUACUGAAAAGGAUGUCAUAAAGAUCCUUUGGUUCGCUUGGCCACGUGUAUACUGUGUAUAAAGAAGAGGUGAUGUAUCCUUAAUAUGAUACUUCCAAACAACGUUAUGCUUGUUACUAAUAUAACGAGUGUUAUGUAUCAAUGAACCAACUGUUACGAGGGGAUUUCCAAAUUAGAAAUGCAAAGGUUAACAUAGAAAUCGGUAUCAAUGAAUAAUCAAAUUAUUUUGAAGCACGCAGUUUGUACAUUUGAAAGCACCUACUGUUUGACCGGAAAAGUGAAAUAUGUAUUUUCCUUUCACAGCUUGCGUGAGUGAAUGAGUGAUUGAGUGAGUUGGUUUUAAUGCUGAUUUGAACAGUAUUCCAGUUAUGUCACGGCUACACUGGGAGGAAGGGCCGAUAUGAUGCAGGUCUCAAAUAUUUACCACCUUGGUGAAACCAACGAGUACGGUUGGAGUACUGAUGGACCUAGAACAGCGAUCCUUGGUUUCUGGCUGGUCCAAGGGACGCAACUCUGGCCUCCCCCUCCCAGCUUGAACAUUCUAUGAUUUGUAUAUACUGGUACUUUGUCUUUGUCAAUGAAUGUGUUCCGUAUAAUGUACAUGGCCUAUUCAGUCUCCAUGGUGUGAUAUUUGGACAUGCUAGCUCAAUGGUAGCUAUUGAAACAACCGCCGAUGUUGUGAGAAUAUAUAAUAUCACAAGAGUGUUGACGGGUGUUAAUAUAUUUCUCAAGCUUUUAAAUAGCGUCAUACGACUCAGAGGCUGUUUGAUCAACGUUACAACAUUACAAGGCCCGAUUAAAGCUGAAUUGUU